UGCCCGCUAUUUUGAUGUUGUGUCCAUUCCCUGGCUAACAUGAUCCAGAAAGCGCCUUUUGGUGAAGUGUGAUUCGCCUCGCGCCGUGAUGACUUCCAACUUGUUCUAAGUUGUGAUCACCCCUUGCUUGCAUGACACCCCCGCUUCACACCAUUCUUUGACCAGCAUUCCCAGGCCUCCGAUAUCACAACCGCAACGCCUCGUAUUAUCACCUACGUCUUCACUACCAAUUCUCCGACCCCGGACUUUCAUUCAGCCCGCUGGGCCUACCAAUACCAAUAAUGCCAGCUAAGAAGCGCAAAGUCAACUCCGGCCGCGCUGCUUCGACGCGCGAAGCACCAAAGUCGAAGCGCGCCAAAGCCAGCGCCAAAGCAACAUCAACCCAACCCAAGGCAGAAGAAACCACAUCACCGUCCCAGCCAUCCGAGCCCUCGAAGAUGCAAACCCGCUUCACACCCUACCCGCCAUCCAAAGUCUACCGCCUCAUCGAGCCCGGCCCCGUCCUCCUCGUCUCAACUGGCUCUUCUGAUCCUACUUCCUCAGAUCCGAGCAACGACAUCAACCUCAUGACCAUCGGCUUCCACAUGAUGCUGCAGCACGCCUCGCCACCUUUAAUCGCCGUCUGCAUCGGCCCGUGGGACGCCACCUACGCGCGACUCAAGGCCAGCCGGGAAUGUGUGCUGGCCGUGCCGAGCGUCGACAUGGCCGACGUGGUGGUGGAUGUGGGCAACUGUAGCGCGGAUGAUCUUGUUGGUCCUGGUGCCGGCGAGGGUGGGAAUACUAAGAGUGGUAGAAAUAAGUUUGAGAGGUUUGGGUUAACGGCUCUUCCGGCGCGUAAGGUCGGUGCGCCGCUUGUGGCUACUAGUACAGGUACCGGUACCGGUACCCGGGAGGGCGCGGAAGAGAAGGAAGGGAUCAUAGCCAAUGUGGAAUGCGUGGUGGAGGAUGAUGCGAUGGUGGAGAGGUACAAUCUGUGGGUGUUGAAGGUUGUGGCGGCGUGGGUGAAUGAGGAGAGGAUGGUAGCGGGGCAUGCGAAGGGAAUAUUCCAUCAUCGAGGGGACGGGACGUUCACUGUGGAUGGUGAGAGGGUAUUGGAUUUGAGGGACAGGAUGGUCAAGUGGCGCAUGUUCCAGGACUAACUAAUACUAUUCGAUUUUCUUUUUAACGUAAGUGUUGGCCGCAGUUGAAACUUGAGGAGUGCACGGCGGGACGGCCGCCAUAGUAUGUUUGCCAAUUCCAAGCGGUUACUAGCAAUCGCACGUCUUUUAUCUCUCUUAUUAUUACCGAAAUACAGUCGGCGGUUGGAGUGGCCUGGUGUUGGGUACUAGGAGCUUAGUAAGGGCUGUGGACUUGUUGGCGAUUGCGUGCUCAAAAGAGAAAAUGACAACAUCAAGCUUAUAACAUAU
Chaetomium strumarium is the source of this 1406-nucleotide messenger RNA. RefSeq lists its product as uncharacterized. The coding region runs from base 282 to 1139 and encodes 285 amino acids. The transcript has a single exon. The record is from RefSeq and is a predicted model, not a curated record. NCBI's taxonomy places the organism in Eukaryota, Fungi, Ascomycota, Sordariomycetes, Sordariales, Chaetomiaceae. Gene Ontology annotation, molecular function: FMN binding.